Messenger RNA from Eimeria maxima, 2706 nucleotides. RefSeq lists its product as hypothetical. Lineage: Eukaryota; Apicomplexa; Conoidasida; Eucoccidiorida; Eimeriidae. The transcript has a single exon. The record is from RefSeq and is a predicted model, not a curated record. The coding region runs from base 1 to 2706 and encodes 901 amino acids.
AUGCGGCGCACAACUCCUUCGCCGUGCGCAGUGGCUUUCGCUGCCACCACAGCUGUGCUGCACCUUUCGUUGCUCCCUGCGCUCGCUGCUUCUGCCGGCGGAAAUGCACUCAUUGGAACAAUAAGCAACUCAUUUGAUUCUUUGCGUGAGGAGAAGCCCAUCGUUCCUGCUGCGGGCGCUGCAGAAGCACCCUUGGUUCCAUCUGCCGCUUCAUUGCCGCUCCCUCUAGGCCGUCGUAGGGCAUCCGCGGCUCUCCUCCCCCUCUUAACCAAGACGGCAGGUUUAGUGCUGUCAGUCACAGCUGUCAUAUUUUUAGCUGUCAGUUGCGCCCGAUCUCGGCGGGAUUCUCUGCGUUUCCCCCCCUCCUGGGGGAUCCGUAAUCGCUCCCUAGCCGCUGGAGAUUCUUCUUGUAAUCCAUCAGGAGAUGCGGAGGACCGUGGAACCCCUGAGGUGCCUGGUGAUGGGGAAGGUACUGAGGCCUCCGAAGCAGAAACAGCCACUGCUACAGCAGCUGGCGCCGAUGGCAUAGCUGCUGCUGGCACAGCUGCUGUGGCUCGGCGGCGAUCUGCAUUGGAGAUGCAGCAACGUAUUUUGGGCAUCGGCCGGAAUGAUAUGGUGGGGUUAACGGGGGAAGAGAUGACGCUGAUUCAGAAUGGUCGCGAGAGGCUGGAUCACAUUGUGGAGGUUAUGCAUGCGCAUGAGACGCGGCUUGAGGAGGCUCGGCGGGCAAUGCAAGCUGCGGACAGGGGAGUGGAGGACUUGGAGGAGGUCAUGGAGCGUAUGCAUGUAGACGAGAACGCAAUGGAGACUGCGAUCGCUCGUCGUAGUACAAAGCGAAAAGAAUUCGAACGGGUGGAGGAAGUGGUGAAGAAUUUCAAGGCCUCUGUGCGGAGCAGAUUGUGGGAUACAUCGCAAGACAUGGAAGCGCUGGCACGUUAUGCAUCCACUUACGAGAAGCGGUAUAUGCAGCCGGCAGGUGCACGGGCCUUAGUUGCUGCGGAGCGAGUGUUGGAGCUGAGCGUGCCUAGGACCGAGCCGUUGAACCCAACUGAAUUGGAUCGUACGGAGCAGAUGAUCAGUUGGUACCACCGACUGCUGGAUGUCGAGAAGGUGCGGCAGCAGCAACAAGGGGACCCCCGAAACCCAGAACCUCGUGUGGUGGAACUUAUCAGAGACGCCCACGCUUUCUCCGACUUGUUGAGCAACGCUGGAUUGCCCGCUGAGGGACUACGCAUGUGCGAGGCUGCAGAUGCCGUUCACGCGGCCCUGUUUAGCACCGGCGUACACACGCAUUCAGAAGGAACAGGAACAAUAGUAGUGAGACCGAAAGUUCGAAAGUCCGUAAGCUUCGGACCCCUGCCACAAUCUCGGGCGGCCAGCAGGUCGCGCUCCGCUCGGUCACCGCAGAAACCGGGGCAAGGAGAGUUCAUUGCUAGGCCACUGGUCAGACAGACUAUCCAGUUUGCGGGUGAUCCUGCACAACAUAUUUUUGACUUGAAUCGGCGGAUCCAUGGAGGAACAGCAGCUCCACCAGCAGCAGGACCAGUCCCUUCCGGCUUCCCCGCACCUAAGCAAGCACUAGCAGCCGCUUCAGCAACAGCAAGAGCAGAGCCAGCAGCAGCAGCACGGCCCAGACCAGUACCAACAGCAGCAGCAGCAGCAGCACUAGCAGCAACAACAAAAGCAGCAACAGCGGCAGCUUCAGCACAAGCAGGACUCCAGCCCCCUCCUCUCCCCGAUAAGGGGAUGAGUGGCAAGGAGAUUUCGUCUGGCUCCUAUGUGGCAGAAGCGGCAGCAACAAUGGCAGAACCAGGCGGUGCUGCUGCGCAUGUCCCCGGUGCAGGAGACGUAUCUAGAGAGCAAGCGUUUAAGCAGACGCUGGAUCUAUUGGAGGAGAUGAUGAGCAAAAUAAAUCUGCAUCUAACGAAUAGCUGGCAGGAACUUUUGGGUGCUUUACCCUCACCAGGAGAAGUACUGAACUGGCCAAAAACGGAAGCUGCACUGCGGCGAGCAGCAAGAAUUGUAGGCGAUGCGCGGAAGAUAAAAGUACAUCGGGCAGUUAGAGCCUCCACUAAGACUGCCUUCAUUGAUUGCUUGGCAAAGUGUCGAGAUGCCGGUAUGGCUUUGAUGGACAAUGUGGAUGGUUUUUGGGCUGCUCAAAUACAAGUGGAGGAAGAAAGAGUUCGAAAAGGGACCGCCAAACUGAAGGAAAUUGCAGGGGGCGCCGAUCCAUCGGUGAUCCCAUAUCCCGUGGAUAAUCUUCUCCCUGCGAUUAUGCAGUUGAACACGGACCUCGGGAGAGCAGGGGCAUAUUCCAGUGUUGUUGACGAUACUGUAAGUGGGUUUGAGUAUUCACCGCGGCGUGUCACUGAGAGUCUUGCGUCCCUUAGUCGCACUGUGACCGAGUCCGUAGCGCAAAUGAAGGAAGUUGGUGGCCUCUGCGCUCACAGAUGGAUUCACUGCAUCCAUGUAGAGUGGCAAAAGUUCCAGAAUGCUUUUUCUAGUCGCGAUCCAACACAAGAUUGGGAGGAGAAGCGCCAGAAGGCAUUCAGGGAGGUCAUCAUUAAAGCAGAAAAUGUGGCAGAAAGCCUUGAGAAAAUCGUCGGCAGUCUCCAUUCUGUACAGGCCUUGAAGGAGGUCUUGAGGCAAGGCAGGGACAAACUUGAUUCACCAGGUGAUCAGAAGGAGGAGGGGGAGGAGCAGUAG